Molecule: messenger RNA, 510 nt
Organism: Kickxella alabastrina
Lineage: Eukaryota; Fungi; Kickxellomycota; Kickxellomycetes; Kickxellales; Kickxellaceae
Exons: 1
Coding region: 62-388 (108 amino acids)
Source: RefSeq, a predicted model, not a curated record
AACUACAGCCCCAUUUUUCAACAAGCAAACUAAAUAAUCUCAUUUAUUCAUUUCUAUUAUCAUGUCCAACCUUUACAAGCAGACUGCCGGCGCCAUUAAGGAUGCCAUUAAGGAUGCCAUUGGAAGCAUGGUGGGCAACAAUGAUCUCGCUGACAAGGGCCGCAAGCAGUGGGCCGAGGGCGAGGGCAAGCAGAAUAUGCGGGAGACUCAGACUCGUCGUGAGGAGAAAACCCUUAACAUGCACCGCGCUGGCGACUCUGCUAACAAUGUCGGCGGCACUGCCAAGGAAAAGGUUGGCCAGGCCAUUGGCAACAAGAGCAUGGAUGCCAAGGACAACGCUGCGUACCACAACAAGCUUGUCAAGGACAAUGCCAGGUCCGGGUUUUAAACACACAUCGCUGCUGUAAUUUGAAAACACGAAUCAUUUGUAUAAUUUUUGUGUGUUUCAAAUGUUUUUAUAUAAAAAUUAAAUUGACAAUAUUUAUCGACCAACAUUGAUGCCAAAAUAUG